GUGCAUGUGUUUUCCCCCCUUGUGUAUCCACAAUGCUCUUGUUAUUAUGGGUCUCUGUGAGUAUCAUGGCUGUAUUUUGCCCUUGUUUGGUAGAGAAUGUUUCUCUACACGCAUACUCUCCUGGGGACAUCAUCAUUGGAGGAGUUUUCCCUAUUCACGGAGAAAUCAAUCGCAGCACAGUGUCCGGACAACUCUCCUGUAGUGGCUAUGACAUCCAAAAGUUCCUUCGCACUCAAGUGAUGAUACACGCCAUCAGAGAAAUAAACCAGCGCACGCCGAGGGUUCUACCCAACUUCACCAUAGGUUAUGACAUCUAUGACACGUGUGGAGACAUCAGCCUCGCCAUCAGAGCUACGCUCCAGUUGCUGAGGCGCCAGUCAGAACCUCAGAGCUGUUUAGUACCUACACGCUUUCAUUCUGCUCUAACCGAACCCGAAACGAAGGCAGUGAUUGGGGAAUAUUCUUCUGAAGGGUCAAUAGCUGUUGCACGAGUUGUUGCUCUGUCAUCCGUUACCCAGAUUGGCUAUGCUGCGACUUGCCAGCUGCUUAGCAGGAAGUUGAAGUUCCCCACUUUUCUGCGAACGAUACCCAGUGAUGAACAUCAGACAAAGGCCAUUGCUAAGCUGGUUUCCAAGUUCAAUUGGAAGUCAGUGGCCAUUGUAGCAAGUGAUGAUAUGUACGGGAAGUAUGGCAGUGAGAACCUCGAGGACCUUUUAAGUAAAAUGAAGGAUAUCUGCAACGAAUUCAUCUUCGUCCUGCCAGGUAACUUUUCCCACAACAAUUCCCAUAACCACACCUGCCUGGCUGAUCUGAUGAGCAAAAUCAACAAGUCCUCCGCUGAGGCCGUAAUUUUGUUCACCAAGGAAUCUAAUGCUGCAGUCAUUAUGGAAGCAGCUAUCGAACGCAGCCUCAACAGAACGUGGAUUGCAACUGAUACGUGGUCCACCUCUAUGAAGGUGUCUGCACUGCCAGGCAUUGAGAUGGCUGGGGAGGUUUUCGGGUUUGUCUCCAAGAGGAACGAGGUGCCUGAUUUUAAAGACUAUGUCAUCUCAAUGUUCAACGGGACCACCAACGGCCUUCUAGAGGAUUACCUGGCUCAUUUUCCACUUUGUUUUGAUCAGUCUGAGGAGAACGGUGAAAGUAACUGCUCGCUAACAAACAACCAAACAGCCAAGCAAUGUCUGGACCCAAGCAGCUUGGCCAAUUACAUUGACCAGGAUAUCUCAUAUAAUAUCUACUUGGCUGUUCAGGUCAUUGCUGAGGGUCUUAGGAGCUUGCUAAAGUGUGACAACCAUCACUGUGAACACAGCACCGAAUUUACAGCCCAGGAGCUUUUUAUGGAAAUCAAGAACGUAAACUUCACUGUAAACAAAACACAUAUAUUCUUUGACUCCAAUGGAGACCCCGGAUUAGGAUAUGAUAUUUUGUAUUGGAACAAGACUGAAUCCAAACAGCACACACAAAUAGAAACCAUUGGAGAAUACCUUCCGUCUGGACAAGUCAAAGUCCCAGAUGAUCUUGUUAGAAAUAUGUGCAGUGUGAUGGUAUCGGCUUACAACUGUUCUAAAACAUGUAAACGAGGGCAAGAGUUGAAAAUGCAAAACAAAAGUUGUUGCAAUUAUUGUAUUCCAUGUGCAGAUGCAGAGUUCUCUGCUGGAAAGGGCGAGGAGUGUAAACGAUGCGGCGCAAAACAGUAUUCGUCUCCACAGAGGGAAAGGUGUUUGGAGAAAACUGUCCAAUUCCUACAUUGGGCGGAACCCUUCGUUAUCGUCUUGAGUGCCUUGGGAGUGUUCGGUAUAACUGUUACCAUUGUGUUUGCUGUUUUGUUCACCGUCUAUCGAGGCACUCCCGUUGUGAAGGCCGUUGGAGGCUACUUGUGCCUCUUGGAGCUUUUUUCCUUGCUGGCCUGCUUCUGCCUUUCCUUUAGCUUUGCGGGAAAACCCACCGAUGGUUCCUGCAUGGUAGGCCUGCCUCUCUUCGGCAUCGCUUUCUCCCUCUGCAUCUCCUGCAUUCUUGCCAACCUGCUCCAGAUCUUAGUGGGCUUCAGCUUUCAACUGAACAAAAGGUCCAGGGCGAAGAGGCUCCACCAGCCGGCGGCCGUGGUGACAAUCGUCACUGGGAUCCAGUUGGCCUUGUGCGUGCCAUGGCUUUGCCUUUAUCCCCCACACGCCAAUGACGAGAUAUUUAGGGAGAGCAUCCUGAAGCAGUGUGAGAAAGGCUCCUAUAAGUUCUUUAUUGCCAUGUUGGCCUACAAUGCUUUCUUGGCCCUCAUCUGCUUCCUGUUUGCAUUCAAAGGCAAACAGUUGCCAGAUUUGUAUAAGAAUGCGAGUUUGAUCAGCAUCAGCAUGCUGCUGUUUUUGAUCGUUUGGGUUUUCUUCAUCCCCAUUUAUAUCAGUUUGAUCGGGAGGUACAAGAGUGCCAUCGAGAGCACAGCCAUCCUCAUUUCCAGCUACAGCAUCCUCGGCUGUCACUUGGCCCCGAAGUGUUACAUCAUGGUGUUCAGGAAAGAGCUGAAUAAUGAGAGUGCCAUCACGGAGUACAUCAGGAAGCAUUAUGAGCAGAAAGGCGUGUCCGUGGUGACAUCAUAGUGUCACGCGCACAGCCAUAAAUUCUUUGCGGGUUGCCGGGUAACAAUUAUAUGCACACGUUUUCCCCGUGGUAAAAUCAUUGCUUGAUUGACGUUUCUUUGAAACUUGCAACGAAUGAAAUAUAGCGAGUUAAUUUAGCUUUACUUUGGCUUGACAGAUUUCUUGUUACCUUUUAAUAGAGCCAGGCAAGCCAUUUCUCCCGUCUCCAGUCUAUGUGCUAAGCUAAGCCUUUGCAUGUGUACAAUGUCAAUAGUGACUUUUUCUGUGUAAUCUUUACAUUUUUUAUCAUAUUAUCUGUCAGAUGAGUCGUAUAUAAGAGAAUGUGUAGUGUCUGUGAAGACAGUGUUUCGUAGUGACGGGCUGUGUACUGUGAAUAAAUAAAUAAACUUAAA
Messenger RNA from Anarrhichthys ocellatus (wolf-eel), 2980 nucleotides. Its product is annotated as G-protein coupled receptor family C group 6 member A-like. Gene Ontology annotation, molecular function: G protein-coupled receptor activity. NCBI's taxonomy places the organism in Eukaryota, Metazoa, Chordata, Actinopteri, Perciformes, Anarhichadidae. The transcript has 6 exons. The coding region runs from base 66 to 2588 and encodes 840 amino acids. Gene Ontology annotation, biological process: G protein-coupled receptor signaling pathway. Gene Ontology annotation, cellular component: plasma membrane. The record is from RefSeq and is a predicted model, not a curated record.